Molecule: messenger RNA, 760 nt
Organism: Didymodactylos carnosus
Lineage: Eukaryota; Metazoa; Rotifera; Eurotatoria; Philodinida; Philodinidae
Source: the annotation of a GenBank genome assembly
ACGAUAUCUAGUCGCUAGCUAUCAUACUCGAUAUAGCUAGCUAACUCAAUAAAAGUGGUACGGAUAGCUAGCUAUCACAAGCCGAUAUUGCCCGAUAACAUAUUUUUAUAGCUAGAUAAUUUCAAAGGCAUUUUUUUGCUUGGGGAACAUCGAUAUUCUCAGCUGAUGGUUUUCUAAAUAGCAAAACAUGCUCAAACAUUUGGUUCAUUCUCAUCAUUCAAAACUUCAUACAUUCGAUGAUUUCUAUCGAAAUGAUUCGAAACCACUUAAACUUCGUUCAACAACGAAUGAAUUAAGUUCAUCCUCGUCAUCAUCAUCAUCAUCACCAACAGCAACAUCAUCUUCUCCAAAUAAUAAUUAUUAUACAUUUUAUAAUGUUUUUUCUGAUUUUAAACCUUCGACACCAACGGAUGUUUUACCUGAAGAAGAUGAAACUGAAGAAAAUAAUGAAAUUACUCCAAUAGAAUCGAAUCCUUCGACUCCUGUAUUUUAUCUCGAAGAUGAACAUCAACAUCAUACUCCUCCUCCAUCAUCUUCAUCUCCUCAUUGGCCUUCAUCAAUUAUCAGUCGGCUUCGACAUUCCAGUGAUCAUCAUAAUGGAAUUACAAAACAAACUUCUAUUAAUGAUAAUCAUAUGAAUAUGACAAAAUCACGUAAAAGUGAUUUCAUUGAUUCAACAAUAAAUAAACAUCGAUUUUUGAGACGUUCUCAAACAAUUAAUCAUAGUAGUAUUUUAACACAGAAAAAAAUUUUCCAAUGA